AUGGAGUCAACUGCAUUGAAUGGGAGGAUGGCUAGAUGGCAGAUUUUUCUCUCCGAGUUCGAUAUAGUCUAUAUAAGUCAGAAGGCUGUUAAAGGGAGUGCAAUAGCAGACUUUUUAACUAGUCAAGCUUUAGAAGACUAUGAACCCCUGGAUUUUGAUUUCCCAAAUGAAGACUUAAUGUGCAUGGCAACUGCUGAACAAGGUUCUCAAGAAUAUCAUCCUUGGAAACUAAAUUUCGAUGGAGUUUCAAAUGCCAUAGGAAAUGGGAUUGGGGCAGUCCUGAUGUCCCCAAUUGGAGACCACUAUCCUUUCACCAGUAAAUUGGAUUUUGAUUGCACAAAUAAUAUGGCCGAAUAUGAAGCAUGCAUCAUGGGCAUCCGUACAGCUAUAGAACGUAAAAUUAAGACGUUAGAGGUAUAUGGGGACUCUGCGUUGGUAAUAUAUCAACUCAAGGGUGAAUGGGAGACAAGAGACCUCAAAUUAGUCAGGUAUCGAAAGUUGGUCCUCGAAUUGACGAAAGAGUUUGAUGACAUUACUUUCCACUAUCUCCCACGAGAUGAGAACCAAAUGGCUGAUGCAUUAGCCACUUUAGCUUCCAUGAUCAAGGUGAACAAGCUAGAAGCUAUGAAACCUAUCCAGAUGAGCAUUUAUGAGACCCCGGUUCAUUGCUACAAAUCGAGGAAGAGAAAAAGGUUAGUCAUCCUUGGUACCAAGACAUACUACAAUACGUGA
This is a messenger RNA of Gossypium raimondii (Peruvian cotton), 732 nucleotides long. RefSeq lists its product as uncharacterized. The transcript has a single exon. Bases 1 to 732 code for a protein of 243 amino acids. The record is from RefSeq and is a predicted model, not a curated record. NCBI's taxonomy places the organism in Eukaryota, Viridiplantae, Streptophyta, Magnoliopsida, Malvales, Malvaceae. Gene Ontology annotation, molecular function: nucleic acid binding; RNA-DNA hybrid ribonuclease activity.